CUUUUAUUGGCUCAUCCCUGAAUGAAAAUCUAACUUAUUUAUUACUUAAGUUUUAAAGAGGUUUGGCAGAAGAUAUGGAGUUUCAAGAGUCACCUGAAGUAAAUGAAUUGAACGAAAAAGUCAAACUUAGGCGAGAGGCACGAAUUAGAAAAAUUCUUGACAAUGCCAAGAGCCGAUUGGAGAAACUAAACAUGCGGCAAAGCGGUGUCGGUGAUACUGAUUUACUUAAUGAACGUUCCGGUGCUCACACUCAAGAAGCUUGCGAAUUUUCGGACCCAGAGGUUGAACCGGAUAUUCCAGAACAUUUACAAAUGCCAUUUCAAUUUCAACAAUUUGAAGACACAUUCAAAGGAUUCGAAACUACGAUUAACCAUGAAGAUACUUGCGAGAAAGAAAACUCGUUUUUAAAAUAUAAGCUGCAUGUUGUGUUAGCAGUUACCGUCGCUUAUAUUGUAUCCUUAAUUCUAAAUGGAAGUGAAGGAAAAACAUUUUUUGUGAUUAUACCAGUGGCACUGGUGAUUAUAUCGGAUCUCACAAUUUUCAAUCAACAAAAACAACAAAAUCCCAUGAUCAAUAUGUUGGUUAUUUUUGGUAUUAGAUCUCAAGAAAUUUCACAUGCUUUCAAUGUUGUGUCAAAAAUGCAGAAUAUUGUGACGGACUUAUCAAUUUUCAUUUUUUAUUUUUGCCUAGCUACAUGUUGUGGCAAUCAAUUUGUCCACCUAGCCGAUGUUAUAUAAAUUUAAAACAUAAUGUUAAAAUUUGUAAA
Molecule: messenger RNA, 766 nt
Organism: Anastrepha obliqua
Lineage: Eukaryota; Metazoa; Arthropoda; Insecta; Diptera; Tephritidae
Exons: 2
Coding region: 75-737 (220 amino acids)
Source: RefSeq, a predicted model, not a curated record